AUGACAAACCCAGAAGAGGGAAAUCAUACUGUCACAGAAUUCAUCCUCCUGGGAUUCGGGACUCUUCCUGAACUGCGAAUCCUGUUUUUCCUGCUCUUUCUCUUGAUCUACACUGCAACUGUGGCUGAGAACAUCCUCAUCAUUGUGUUAGUUGUGGCUGAUCAGCACUUUCACACCCCCAUGUACUUCUUCCUGGGAAACAUGUCCUGCUUGGAGACCUGCUACACCUCCGCCACCCUGCCCAGCAUGCUGGCCACUCUCCUCACUGAGGACACAACUAUUUCAUUUACUGGGUGUCUCACACAAUAUUAUUUCUUUUGUUCUCUGGUUGCCACAGAAUGCCUUCUCUUGUCGGUGAUGUCUUAUGAUCGGUAUGUAGCGAUAUGCAAUCCAAUGCACUAUACAGCCCGUAUGAGUGGUAGGUUACACCUCCAGCUUGCAGGUGGCUCUUGGACAGGUGGCUUCCUAUGUGGUGGCGUAAUAACAUUGUCAAUAUCACAGUUAACCUUCUGUGGUCCCAAUGGUAUUGAUCAUUUCUUUUGUGAUCUUAUCCCCCUGAUAAAUCUCUCUUGUAAUGAUCCUCAGAUGAUGGAAAUGUUGAUUUUCACACUCAGCUUGAUUUUCUUAUUGGUCCCAUUCCUGCUUACCUUGAUGUCCUACAUCUGCAUCAUCGCCACCAUCCUCAGAAUCCCGUCCACCACCGGGAGGCAAAAGGCCUUUUCCACCUGCUCCUCCCACCUCAUUGUGGUGACCAUUUAUUUUGGAUCGUUGCUAAUAGUCUACAUGUUCCCAACCACUGACAUCCUCAGGGACUUCAAGAAAGUUCUCUCUGUUGUCUAUGCUGUCCUGACUCCCCUGGUAAAUCCCCUCAUUUACAGUCUGCGAAACAAAGAGGUGAAGGAAGCCCUGAGGAAAGCUUGCAGGAAAUUUGUAUUUGGACAAUGCUAA
Messenger RNA from Mauremys reevesii (Reeves's turtle), 948 nucleotides. Its product is annotated as olfactory receptor 6P1-like. The record is from RefSeq and is a predicted model, not a curated record. Gene Ontology annotation, biological process: G protein-coupled receptor signaling pathway. Gene Ontology annotation, molecular function: olfactory receptor activity; G protein-coupled receptor activity. Gene Ontology annotation, cellular component: membrane. Bases 1 to 948 code for a protein of 315 amino acids. NCBI's taxonomy places the organism in Eukaryota, Metazoa, Chordata, Testudines, Geoemydidae. The transcript has a single exon.